CCGUCGUAUGUUUUUUUUUUAGGGGACUUUGAGGCUAAGGCAGUUAUUUUGCGGCUUAGUAAAAAUGAUGAGUGGAAAGACAGUUAUAGUGACCGGCGCAAACAGUGGGAUAGGAAAAGCCACAGCAGCCGGCAUUGUGAAGCUUCAGGGACGUGUAAUAAUGGCCUGCCGAGACAUGAGCAAGGCUGAGGAAGCAGCUCGGGACAUUCGACGAGGCACCGGUGCGGACGGUUCUCAGCUGGUUGUCAAACAGCUCGACCUCGCUUCGCUGACAUCUGUACGCGCAUUCUGUGAAGACAUAGUAAAGGAGGAGCCUCGGUUAGAUGUGUUGAUCAACAAUGCUGGUAUCUACCAAUGUCCUUACACCAGAACACAGGAUGGCUUUGAGAUGCAGUUUGGGGUCAACCAUCUGGGUCAUUUCCUGCUCACCCAUUUGCUGCUGGACCUUUUGAAACGAUCAGCUCCCAGCCGCAUAGUGGUGGUCUCCUCCAAACUCUAUAAACAUGGUUACAUAAAUUUCGAGGACCUAAACAGUGAGAAUUCCUAUGACAAAGCCUUUGCCUACAGUCGCAGCAAACUAGCCAACCUGCUGUUCACCUGCGAGCUUGCCCGUCGACUGGAGGGCAGUGGAGUGACAGUGAAUGCUCUAACUCCAGGCAUAGUGAAGACUAAUCUGGGGAGGCAUGUUCACAUCCCAGUGUUAGUUAGGCCCCUUUUUAACCUGUUGUCCCAGAGCUUGUUUAGGACCCCUGAAGAAGGUGCUCAGACAUCCAUCUAUUUGGCCUCUAGCCCAGAUGUAGACAGUGUGCAAGGAAAGUGCUUUGCAGACUGUCAGCCUCAGGUUCUUUUGGACAUGGCCACAGAUCAGGAACUGGCCAGUAAAUUGUGGGACAUUAGUGAAGUCAUGGUGGGGAUAAUCAAAUGAGAUCAUUUAGAAUGUAAAGACUUAAGAUAUCUUAAAAAUGUCUUUGACAGGUCUGUGAUCUUCCAUAGAAGGGCAAAUAAGUUUUAAUUUAAAGAAUUAGGACUUUUGUUUUGUGCAAAGUCCUGAGUGAUCAGGCCCGGUCAUAUCUUAAAGAUCUCAUAGUAAAGUAUUUCCCAGUAGACUUUGCACUUUGCUCUCAGUCUGCAGGCUUACAUGUGGUUCCUAGAAAGAGAGGCAGAGCUUUCAGCUAUCAGGCUCCAGUCUAUGGAACCAGCUCCCAAACAGACACCAUCUUUACUUUUAAGAUUAGGCUUCAAAUUUUCCUUUUUGAUAAAGCUUAUAGUUAGGGUUGAUUCAGGUGACCCUGGUAGAGGCUCAGGCUUCUGGAGAAUGUCUCACGAUGCAUUGAGUGUUUCUUCUCUACUCCCCUCUUUUUUCUCCAAAUGCAUGUAAAUGCAUCUGGAAUGAAAAGUGGGAUACUGUAUACUCUAUACUGCAUAUCAUUAACUUUUUUCUUCUCUGAUUGGAAUGAAUUGAUAUUGUUUUUGUAUUUUUUACCUUUAUUUAAAUAGGAAGUGAAACUGUUUUGCAAGUCCUGCCCUAGCAGGUUUUUCAGUGGCAGGAGAAAUGGGAGUGCCUGGAGAGAACUUGCACAAGCAUGGGGCGAGGUCUCACAGUGGUUUCACCUGAAACCCCUGAUAGUAAUGACCCACGUUCUUUUUCACACCUUGGCUCAUGCGAUGAUGCACAUGAACAAUAGUGGAUCAAUGGCCACCUUCAAAGGGACAACCCCCACCAGGGUUUAAAUACCUGGGACUCUCCAGCAUUUGUUUUUAGAACUAAAGAAGCCUCUUGGAUGAGACGUGAAACGUCUUCAAAAAACUUAAAUUGCCUUUUUUUCAAGCUCCUGAGACAUUGUGUCAUCCAAAUUAUCAGCAUGGACAAAAAUUUUACAAAUUCAGUACUAAAUGAGGAUGCUCUGGAUGCUGCUUAUGUUCAUUUCCCUUUGUGACACAAAUUCAAUGGAGGUGAAAAAAAAUGGUUCUGCAAACCUUUCCUUGUUACUCUGGACAACAUUGUUUAGCUCAGAUAGCUUAGGUGACCUGAAAUGCUUCACACACUCGGGGCAAAUAAGGCCUUGGCAUAGAAAGUGGGUGCUGCGGCACAGAUACGUGUGCCUCUCAGGGUAAUACGAUUAGCCUCCAAAAAAGCCAUUGCUACUCUAUUAAGAGCUUUGUGCAUGACCACAUCCAGUAUAUAAACACUGUGAAGAGAGUAACUCCAUGACAGAGACUGCACUUCUUUCUUUGCUCAGCCACUUUUGGCACACCUAAAUGCCAACCUAACCAAACGCAGUUACUUUUCAUUUGCUUUAUGAAGAUACAUUUUAAAAGCUUUUCUAGGCUUAUGUAGAAGCAUUGGGCUUUUUACUCUCUUUUAAAUGCUUUGUAUUGACAAGUGCUCUUAUCAAUGCAACAUAACAGCACUCAGAACUGUCUUUAAGAAUACUGAAAUACAGAACACAGACCUUGAAGAACAGUGAAUGAGUUACUCUACACAUUGUUGCAACAGUAGCACUAAAUAUAUGAAAAGCAGUGCAGCAGCAUUAUACAUUAAUGUUGAUGAUAACAUCUUGUGGGUAGAGACAGGAUGUUAGUGAGAUCUGCUAUGAUGUGUGGUUUGGAGAUGGUGGCACUGACAAAAAAAAAAAAACAGGAGGCAGAGCUGGAGGUGGCAAAAAUGAGUACAUCAGAGGGACAGCUCAGGUUGGGUGUUUUAGAGACAGAGGCAAGGCUGAGACUGUUUAGGCUUACAGAGGAGGGAGGUGGACACACAGGACAAAAGUGUUGGAUAUGGAGCUGCCAGAGAGGAGGAAAAGAGGAAAACCACAGAGAAGUUUCAUGGAUGUAGUGAAGGAGGAUAUGCAGAGGGUUGGUGUGACAGGAGGACGCAGGGACAGGUUAAGAUAGAGGCAGAUGAUCUGCUGUGGGGACCCCUAAAGGGAGCAGUUGAAAGAAGACGAAGAGCAAGAUGAUAAAAACACAGACUGAAGAUGUUUCUGGUCAAAGAUUUUUUUAUUAUUUCUUGAACUAAAUGUCUUGGGUGUAACAUAAAUUCUGUCUUUGACAGUAAACAUUUUAAGCUGUUAUGUGAAACCACAGUGAUGAUGCUUCAUAAUUAAAAACUAGACACUUUAGAAUGUUUUUCUUAGUUAUAAAUUUUCUCGAAGCUUGAUGAAAUUGGUCAACAUUUUUCAGAAAUGUAUAUGCAUCUCAUAUCUGUGCAUUAAAGUGGCACAACUUGAAGAUAUUCACUUAAUGUGUUUUAGUCACUAUCUAGCUUCUUUAUCCACUGACUCCAUUCAAAACAACAAUAACUUGUUUUUCUUAGCACAGAAUAUAAAAGCUUCUCACUUAUUUGGUGCGUAAACAACCUGAUUCAGAUAUUAUUAGUGGAUUAAAUUGUGUAAUCACUCCUAUAGAUAGUGGUUGCUUCCUGUACGUACUAAUAGACUGGAAAGUGCUUUGUCAUCCAAUCUGAUCACUGAUAGUAACCAUAAUUACUUGAGUUCUUAUGCUUUCUUUCUUAAAGCAGUCAUCCUCUUCAGAUGUUGUCAGCAGGUUAAACAAGCAUCAUCAGAAUCACUAUAAUAAAAUGAAUCUACUGCCAAAGUUACACUGCCCUACCACCCCCUCCUCAAUUCUUUUCACAAAUUAAGAAGAAUUUAAUGCAUUUUCUAUAAUAACAGGAAAUCGAGACUUUGUCUUUUUUUGUUCCUUGUGAUUGUGGAGGCUUAAAAUGCCGAGAUUUUUAGUUGUACUGCUGGACUGCUGUUAUGGAAGUCUGAAAUAAAUCGAUCUG
Archocentrus centrarchus (flier cichlid) is the source of this 3787-nucleotide messenger RNA. RefSeq names its product retinol dehydrogenase 14-like. The coding region runs from base 65 to 925 and encodes 286 amino acids. Lineage: Eukaryota; Metazoa; Chordata; Actinopteri; Cichliformes; Cichlidae. The transcript is spliced from 2 exons. The record is from RefSeq and is a predicted model, not a curated record.